AUGGACUACGUCGACCCUGCAGACGUACCCCUGCCGGCUUUCCUGGAUCCCUUGCUUGACUAUCUGUCUUCUGCCCUCCCUCCCCCGCUAUACUCAUUUCUACUCACCAUCUUCUCCCACUCAUUGGCCAUGUUCACAGCCUUGCUGAAUCUACUAUCGGUCAUCAUACGUUCCAGACCAUGGGAGUGGGACGCUCAAACACUAAUUCCGCCAUUACUCAGUGUACUCGCGGCAUACCUCGCGCUGCUCAGCUUAUAUCGAACAGCAAGCUGGAUGGUGCGGACAAGUGUAUGGAUGCUCAAAUGGGGCACAAUUCUCAGUGUACUAGCGGCAGGCGCAGGAUUUAUGUUGGGCAACCAACGAGGAGGAGGGGGAGAUGGUAUAGGACAGAGAAUCAGAGCGGGAGGGUUGAUUCCCGCAAUAUCCGGAAUGUUACUCGAGUUCACGAAUGGGCGAGGCAAUGACGAUGACGGAAGUUCGUCAUCGAGGCGCUCGCGCUCGCGGACAGACUCACAACCUCGCGAAGCUCGCCCAAAGCCAUGGGAGUCUUUCGAUCGUCAUCAGGAGUGGCAAUAUCAGGAAAACGCACACGUAGAACAAGUGAAUGUCGCGGAGGAGGUGCAGAAGUUCGUGGGAAGCGUUGCGGGCAUCGUCAGUAGCAGUGGAUGGUGGGAGAUUGCGAAGGGAGUGAAGGACAAUUUGGGACAGUCACAGUCAGACAAGGGCCAGGCUGGGGAAGGCAAGGGCAGCAAGCGGAAACGAGCAGGUGGGGAGACCAAAACGCAGGACGGGAAUCUAGAUGAGUGACAUAGUCGGGUCUGUAAUCUUUCACAGUCGUGUAUCCCUUGACAUCAUUGUACUUCUUUCAUACCUCGAUCUCC
Molecule: messenger RNA, 881 nt
Organism: Heterobasidion irregulare TC 32-1
Lineage: Eukaryota; Fungi; Basidiomycota; Agaricomycetes; Russulales; Bondarzewiaceae
Exons: 1
Coding region: 1-807 (268 amino acids)
Source: RefSeq, a predicted model, not a curated record